Molecule: messenger RNA, 9420 nt
Organism: Pocillopora meandrina
Lineage: Eukaryota; Metazoa; Cnidaria; Anthozoa; Scleractinia; Pocilloporidae
Source: the annotation of a GenBank genome assembly
GAUCCUGGGACGACAAGUUAUUCGUUUCCUGGUUUGGAGAAAAAUACCAACUACACAGUGAAACUGUUUUCCAGAAAUUUUGUAUUCGAAGGAGAUCCUACUGUAUGGAACAUUAAAACCAAGUUUGAAGGUGAGGAAUCAAAAGUGAUAUCCUACGCGGUUACGUUCCGUAAAUGUUACCUGAUUUAUCAAGCAUUGUUUGGCUUGUCGUUUUUUUUUUUAUUUUCUGAUGUUCACGUUUCAAAAUCUGCAAUAUGAAUCAGCCACAACAACAGCCGCUACAUAGGGACCUUAGGUUAGUUGGAUACAUUUUUCCUAAACUCUUACUGACCAUAUUCAGAACGCCCAAUAACCAACUAUCCCUUUAGACAGUGAGACGAUUUCCACACAUCGUUUGACCAAAGAAUUGAAGUUUGAAGAAAUGGGCCUUUCAUGAAUGUCGCUUCUAAUAUGCAAAUAUUAUGGGAAAAUCUCGUCAAACAGUGUGUGGACGGCCUCGAAGAAUCCUUCGUAUAUUUUCUUUAAGAUGAGAUAUAGCUUAUUUUUAUUUUGCAGGGAUUAGCCCAAACCAAAACAAUUAAGGUUGCCGUUUUCAAGAAAGUUUCUUUCGAAUCUCAUCCGGCACAUAUCUCACUCAACGAAAAAACUAUUAACUGCUUUUUUCUUUCCUUUGCUGCCAUCACUUAGCUGAUGCAUCUCUCCCACAUCAAAAAAUUUCACUCUCCCACACUGAAUUCCGAGAACUCUUCUGUCAUUUUCACCACCACGGCACUUUAUUCUUCAUACCGAUGAAAGCGACUUAGAACUUAGCCUCCUCUGCGCACCGUAAUUUCGACACCAGAUUACUGAACUGCGAGAACUCAGAAUUGUCGGCGAUUUCGCUUUAGCUUAAUUAAGAAUGUAUGAUCACGCUGCCUCACGCUGCGAACAGAGAGGUUGUCUAUCUUUUCACAGGUUUUUUGUUUGUUCACUCUCUCUUUUGUCUCUCUCUCUCUCUCUCUGGUCUCUCUCUCUCUCUCUCUUUGGUCUCUCUCUCUCUCUCUCUCUCUCUUUGGUCUCUCUCUCUCUCUCUCUCUCUUUGGUCUCUCUCUCUCUCUCUUUGGUCUCUCUCUCUUUGGUCUCUCUCUCUUUGGUCUCUCUCUCUUUGGUCUCUCUCUCUCUUUGGUCUCUCUCUCUCUAUUUCUUCCUUUUGGAAAAGGGAAAAGCUUUAGCUAUGAGUAUCGUUGCUUUGCAAGUUUAUUAGAAAUUGCAAAAUACCAAGAAUCACUUUUCAACAACGACCCAACCAGUAUGAUUUCCCGCUCAAAACACGGGUUGCAAAUUCUUUCCUCGCGCUGCUUAACGUCCUCUAACCAACAUGAAACCUUUCUAGGUUUCUACAAAUAUCUUUGAAGUCGAAUCUAAAGUCUCUUGUCGUUAUCAAGCUUGAGAUGAAAUAUUCUAGUUCUAGCUUGUCUUUGUUUAAAUCAAACUUUAACAGCGCAAGAAACAGAAACAAGAAAAAUUUCGUAUUUCAGGGGCUAGAGUUGCCACGAUCAUUGAAAUUUGGUUUCAAGAGGAGAAUCAUGAAACACGAAUAAUCUGAAGAGAAGAACUGAAAACAGGUUGAAAGUGACUAUUCUUUUUAAUUUAGUACAACUAUCAGAGGAGUUUGACACGAUAGAGAAAACUGUGGAGUGAACAAUCAUAACUGGCGACAUAAAGAGAAGAUAUAAGAGAAGCCCGUACGUUUCUGGCGUAUUGUUUCACUGACUCACUCUUCUCAUUUAUACCCAUCUAUUAGUCGACCGGUAAUCUCUUAACUGGACGUUGCUUAUGGUCGUUUCUUUCAACUCUGACUCAUUUUCCCAAACCAAAGUUCACAAUAACGCUCAUUGAAAUAUCAUUUCAACCGACGCUGACAUCAUACACGACAUCUGAAGAAGAAGCUGUGCGUACUACAGGUUUAUUCUGAACCUGUGCGCACUAUGAUUGCAUUGCAUCAUGGUUGCAAAAGCAAAACUGAAGCCCCGUUUAAACGGUCAUGAUAGUUGAAGAUAGUGUCAACUAUCAAGCGCGUUUGAACACGAACUGUCAUGUUCUAUCAUCGCAUUUCAUCAAAAAUCAUGUAGUUUGGACAUGUCCAAAUUCGACAUGAUAGUUAAUGAUAGUUUUUGCUGUUUGAACGAGAGAAGGAUAGUGAAUGAUAGUUGUUAGGUCAGCAGUUUUGCCCAAGAACGGGCUCAAACCGAAAUGGCAAUGGUAAAAUGACUAAAAUAGCCGUCGAAAUUUACCAGAAUGUCUCGUAGUUAAUUCCUAUCAUUUCCUGGUAGGCUAUAGUAUCUUUAACUUGUAACUUCUUGACUAAAAUUUCAAAUGCCGCUGAAAUUGCUGACCUCAGCGCGCACCGUAUUUGUGUACAAUUACGCGAUCUCAUUGCGUGAUAUUUUGUCAACUAUCAUUAACUGUCAUGAACCGUUUGAACACAAAUUUGAUAGUCAAUGAUGUGAAUGAAAGUUGUAACUGUCAUUCAGUUGUCUAUCAUUAACGUUCAUGAUCGUUUGAAGUCAUUUGCAUCUUGUCGCAGUCGAGUGAACAUCUUUGAUGGAAGAGAGAGUAGCGAGAAAUGUAUAUAAUGGGAAUUCACUGUCUGUUGCCGCUCCUUCGUUAAAAAGGAAAGUUAAAAAGAGUUGAAGGGCCUGUGGACUCUCGUAAUUCUUCCGCGACCAAAUUCGUUCUUAGGAGGCAACUAAAGAGAUCCAGAAAGAAUCGAAAUAGCAGUCUUGCUUAAGAAUCUUCACGAACGGCAGCAAUUACACUCCCAGCUGAUGGCUGUGUGAAUGAUAUCGAAUUCAGAAGUUGCAUUCCUAGACGGGACUUAUUUAUAAUGACAGGGAAUCGACCCUUGACAUGCAAAUGUAUUACAAAGAGAUAGAGUCAUCCGCCAGGCGUAAAUAGGGGGCUGGAAUUUGAGGUCGCUACGUUGAUCACUGUAUCAGUGCUACUUUUUUCACCAGAGAGGAACUCAGUCAUUUUUUAAUUGCGGUCAGUUACUUUCAUUGAGCUCUAAAAUAGAUCUAGGAAAUUUCUGACACCUCUUUGGCUUCUCUAGAAGUCAGAGUUAACAGAUAACAGUCUAUGCAUCAGUGGGUGUGCUACAGACCCACGAUGUCUCAUAGUUUUGUCAUCUUCAAAUCUAUCACAUGUCAAGAAUACCAUUCCUUGUUCUCAGUGUCUUAGGCUUCAUCGCCUAUAUAUUGACAGUUCUGAUUUUCCAAGAUGUCAGAGGUAAUACGUCAGUUCUUCUCCUACCUUUGUCAUUCAAGGGAGUCUUAACUGAUCGAAAGUCGGCAUUCUACAAACGUCACAGAAGGAAAAAAAUGAUCGUAUUCCAUUUUACCGGCAAGACCUGUCCUUCUGACAAAUUUAAAUUACUUCAAAAUGAUCCAAAAACUGGUAUAUUAUUUUCGCAUAAAACAUAGACUACUAUUUGGUCAGAAAUACUUUCUAAAUAAAUGAUCAACCCGAGGCUUUCACCUUGCGUGCAUGACACAAAACUUUUCCUUUCAUAAAUAAUGUUGAGACUGCCUCCACCAAUGUCAUCUAUUUCAUAACUUGCGGUUAUUUAAAAAAGUUAUACUUCGGCGAAAAAGGAAGACGACUUGGGGAACGAUUCUGAGAACACCAUCGUGACGCAAAAUACAAGAAAAAAAAUAUCUCUCAAAUUGGCCUCACAUUCGUACAUUUUAUGCCAGUGGUCUUUGUAAGUAAAGGCUGUUUUUUGUACAUUAGUUCAAAUGAUAAUCCUUGGGCAAAUAAACAAACGUUCAUUUUAAGUCGUAUUUUGUUUUUCCCCAUUUCAAACAGUAAGCACAGAAGUUUACCUGACAGCGACAAUACAGGAGAACUGUAGCAGACGUUUAGAAGUUGCUGCGAAAUUUCCAGAAAUGGUUAGAUAAUCUACUUGAUCCAUAUACUGGAGUUUAUGGAAUACUGCCAUGAGAUUUAUCAUGAAUAGUGAAUCUUAAUCAAUCUGUUCUUGAAUCAAAUCUGAAUAUUUCUGUUAAAAAAAAAGAUAUUCUGAACGAUCUUCAAUAUGUGACAAGCAUUUGAAUACACGUUUUUUCUUGAUAUGUCCUUUUAGGCUUGUCAAAUUGCCUUGAGGUUUGGCUGCUCAUCCGCCAACACUGUGAACACUAGGUAAGGUACAGUUUGUUGUUCUACACUGAAACAACAAACGCAAACUCAAAUUUGCCUUCUAGUAGGGGAGAGGACCUUUAUUUCAAUGCGUUGUAUUUUAGCUGUAAAAGUGUUUUUUCUGCUCUAGCAAAUCUUAUUUAAUACAAGAAAAUUUAUGUUUGAAGUAUAUUGUCUUUGAUAUUGUCUUUAUUUACCUUGGUUUAAUACAUUGGUUAAAUCUCAAUAUAUUUUGACACUUAAAAAUCACCAAAGUUCGAACGUGUGCGAUGAUACUCUUUGCUCUCUCUCCUCCCCCCUUAUCUAGGUGUGGCAGUGUUGUUAUUGACUUUAUGAUGAGGUUCAAUCAAACUGUAGUCGUCAGCAAUGUUUUGAUUGUCCUGUUGGAUGCUGCAAGGCAAGACAAAUUCAGAGGUUUUAAAGUCAAUCCAGACUCAAUUAAACAAGUUUUAUUACCCACAGAUGGCUCGGAAAGCACAGCAAAAGGUAAAUUUUACAAAUACAUUGUUCAAUGUUUACACGUAUUCUUCUGAAGAUGGACUUUUUAUAAUUGUAUUCCGUAUCUAUUUAAUUAAACAACUUAUUCUGUGACUGAUACACUUCCAAGUUUUUGUUUUUGUCGUUGUUGUUUUAUUUAAUUAAACAAAGUCUUACUCUUAAAAAUUAUUUUAGAGAGAGUAGCACCUUACUCUUCCUUCGUACCAAGCCAAUUAGAGUUAACGUUUUCCGGUCAUGAACCUCAGCUAUGUAGUGAGAGCAGUGUAUCGACCAGGAUCAGUGUAAAUGUUGUUUGAAUGUUAUUUCAUCAAGCUUUGCAAAAUGAAUCAUUUUAGGUCCUGAGGAAUGUAACUGCCCAUCCAACAACGUCUUGUUGGCCGUAAUUGGGGUUCUUGCCUUCACAAUCCUUCUUCUAAUUAUUUACAUAAUCUGGCUACAUAAGAAAGGUAGGUAAAAGAAUCAUAAUCUAUGUUUGGCUGCAAGAUUCUUUUUCACGCAAAAGCAAAUUUUUACUCACGUUUACAUCAUUUGUAUUUUUUCCUUUCGUUCUUUUUCAGGCGCUGUAGGGAAACAGAGGUAAGAAUUUUCUGCUAGUUGGAUUGUGUCGAUGUAAUAUGCCCGAUAUGGUUUCAUCUUAACACAAAACUCCAAUAAAAACUGAUGAAAUUCUUAGCGUUUUAUAAUUAUUUCUAUGCUUUCUCAAUUGUAGGACUUAUGAAGAUGAGAGACGUGUUUACGACGUAAGUAAAUGAGAGGGAAAAAAUUUGUAGUUCUACAUAAAAAAAAGCAUAUUGCAUCAGUGGCAGAUACAAUGAAAUAAAAGAGGAAGUUAGGCUCAAUAAGGUCUUUGUCCUGUGAUCAUGUCCUUUACCAAGCCACUCCAUGGAUUUUCCUUCGAUUGUCCCUGGUUCAACCGCUUGGUUUCACUUCACAGAUCGCUAGUUGGUCUGCACCCGGUUGAUAUUUGCUUUCUAAAUAAUAGAUUUCGUGCAUUUAGGGCGUCGUAUUUUCUUGAUGCCUUAUUUUCUAAACGUGAGUUUAGGAGCUUGGUACUGCAAGAGUUGUUUCGUGUGUUUAUUUGUCAAAAUAUUGGACUACCAAUCGACAAUCUUCACGUUGCAGUUUGUAACUUCGACGAAUAUGCUAUGAGCCUCGAUCACUCUAUUGGACAUGACAAUUUCAAAAGCAGAGAACAAAAUGUUAGUAAUAAUAAUGACAAGAGGUUAUAAACUAUUUAUAAUCUCUUAUCAUGGAAGAAUAUAAACAUUUGUCUGAUAAAAAUGGGUGAACUGAUUUUUAUAACCAUGAGGUACUUUUUACUGGGAUUAAUAACCUUAACAGUGUGUUGGUUUUAUAGAAUGAAACAUUGUUAGAAGAUAUCGAACCAAGUCUACCUGAUUCAAGAAAACUCACCCAGCCUCAUGCGGAAUACAUGGAUCUCAUAGAAGUCAACAAAGAUGAUAGAAAAGCACAAAGUACCCCUCCAGGUGCUGAUUACGUGCCUCUUCAUCCAUUAACACGCUGCUGGGAAGUUCCUGGACAUAACGUGACCAUAGAAAAAAUCAUCGGUAAAGGUGCUUUUGGUCAGGUUGCCAAGGGAACAGCAGUAGGACUUCGAGGGAGUCCUGAAACGACCACAGUGGCUAUUAAGAUGCUUAAAAGUGAGCUCUUGUACUGUAAAUUGAAUGAGUCUUGGCCUACAGACAUUCAGGAAAUGUUACCGGGUUACUGUAAUUAUUUAGCUAUUUGCCAUUUCAUAAGUUAUGUUGUUAUUCCGACAUUUCGCAUAUUAUUCCCGUUAACCAAAUUUUACUCCUUGUUUUUAAUGCUCCAGCAAACGCUACUGAAUCGGACAAGAGAGAUCUGAUGAAAGAACUUGACACAAUGAAACAGCUAAAACCACAUCCUUACGUCAUUAAACUUCUGGGAUGUGUUACUGAAUCUGGUAUGCUUUGGUUAUGCGGGUCUAAUUUUGCUGUACACAUUUUUCUUAUGAUUUACUCUGUAACGCUUUCUCGUCAUUGAUAAUUUGCCUCAGUGGAAGGGUGACCGCUUCGCAAUUGAACAAAACAAACAACCAUCGCAUAAAGUAAUUUUAUCUUAUUUUAGCCAACACAGACGUUCCUGGAUUUACUGAUAGACUAAGACCGAAUAUUUGCCACUGAACAGAUCAUUCUGUUGUAGAAGCAGAAACGCUUUUUGUAAGGGAAUAAUUGGUCUGUACUUUCUUAUGAGACCGUCGCAUAGUUUUUCUUGUUUUCAUGCGAUUUCUUCAAAAGUGUUGACCAUGACUGGGCCAUUCAUCUAUUUCAAUUACUGCUUUUUUUUAAAAGAAAGUAACAUAUCAAUUAAAUUAUUUAAUUUCUUCAGAACAGCUGUUGGUUUUGAUUGAAUAUGUGCCUUUUGGGGAUCUGCUGGGUUACCUGAGAAAGAGCCGUGGAUUAAAAGACACUUACUACAAAGACCCGGAUAUCAAACCACAAACAAAUCUGACGUCACAGCAGCUGAUGAAGUUUGCGUGGCAAAUUGCUGAUGGAAUGAGUUACUUGUCCGCAAAAUCUGUAAGUUAGUUAAAAACACAAAAGACAAACAAUUCUAUCGUCAUGUUAAGCUCUGGCAUGGAAUAUUAUGUCUUCACAAGAUCACGCCUGGGAGAUGCAGACGUAUUCUUACUGUCUUGUCGAGGCUAUUUCUUUAGGGCCAGGAACCCUCCCGAUUUUGACGUCAUCAUAUAAGUUUUAUUUCAAUGCGAGAAUGGCGAUAUUUGUGCAUCAUUGCAAGUGUACCCCAUCGAAAUAAAAUAUCUGGGUUUUUCUCGUGUGAGCAAAGGCAGAGACGUGAAGGAAUAGGAUCUUUUAAGAUAUUCAGCUUAAACUGAGUGUACAACAAAUAUCCAUUUUAGUGACAAGGAAGAAAAGGAAUUAAAACUUCAACUUAAAAAAAUCGUCUUUGGUCGCUAAACUGCUUCAUUACAGAAUCCUAUUUCGAUUAAAAUGUUAAGGUAAGCGUUCUUUGAAAUGACUACGUAUUGCAAAAAAAAAGUAGUUUGCUUCUCUUUGGGAUAUGGAGCAGUUAUUGCAGUAGUUUUAAUUUUCUGCCAUCUGGAAGAAAAAGAAAUACACACACCAUAUUAUGUUGGUAGAUAUUUCUAUUUUCCUCUCUGAACCAUUUCAUUUCAGUUCUUUUUCAUCUACAAUCGCUAAUUUUUGCUGUUACAUCAAUUCUUUCUUAGAUCAUUCACCGAGACCUUGCGGCCCGUAAUGUGUUGGUUGGACAAAAGGAAAUGUGUAAAGUGACAGACUUCGGAAUGGCCAGAGAUGUGCAGCAGGAAAAUAUUUAUGAACGAAAGACAAAGGUAAUCAAGAAAAAGGGGAGGUGAGGGCGGUAUCACAUUUCGUUCAGUUUAGUGAUCUUUGACAUCAUUGUUGUGGUUGAGCUGAUAUAUUCCUGAUUUCGAUCAUGAAUUCCUUGGGACCCUAAUGAAACUAUCAGCCAUGCGUAUACGAGUACAAUUUUAAAUAUCACUAUUUCUGACUACUCGCUACCUAUAAUUCUCGAGCUGUUUCACAAAGUGAUAUUUAAAAUCUUUAGGGCCGUCUUCCCGUGAAGUGGACAGCUUAUGAGGCCUUAUUGUAUGGUAAAUAUACCACCAAAAGUGACGUGUAAGUAUACCUGAUUAUUACCCGUAGCAGUUUAUCAAAAAUUUUAUCAAAUUAAUCAGGACUUGAAUUCUAUGCUUUGUCAAAGAAUACAUAUAUUUUAUUAGUCGUAUAUACUGUUUAUGUCUAUAGUCACUUAAUUUAUAUUCGUUUGAUUUGUCUUUUUGCAGAUGGAGUUAUGGAGUUUUGUUGUACGAGAUUUUCACCAUAGGUAACAUCGAGUAAAAGUUUAUGAGGCUCUGUGGAUGUUUUUUGCGUUAUACCAUGUUUAAUUAAACAAUGUAUCGUGUUCAGUCAGACAAACGUAAUGAGCUUCAAACUACAUCUAGUGACAAAGGUGGUGUUUCAUUGAAGGUUGUUUUUUUUGUCACAUUAAUAUUUCGAUGGUCUUGUGGUUCUUCCAGGCGGUUCACCUUACCCACGAAUGGAUGGAAGAAAAAUUGCAAACUUACUCCAGGAUGGAUACAGGAUGCCUAAACCACAACACGUCGAUGAAAAAUUGUAAGUUUUCUUUAUUUACUUGUUCUCCCUCGUCGUACAAGGAAACAUUCUUUAAAUCUUUAACAGAUUAUUUGAAUAAUACCAGGUAUCAGAUCAUGAUGAAAUGCUGGAAGAAUGACCCAGACGCAAGACCAACUUUCACUGAAUUGAAAAAUCAGCUUAAGGACAUGGAAACCCUACACAAGGUCAGAAUUUUUAUCAAUAUGAAGUUUUUUUUUUUUUUUCACGUAAGACCGACUGGCUUGGGCUCAGCUAAUUAGGGUUAAACGUAACAGCAUUGAUCUUAAAUAGCGUCUCAAUCACAAUUGAAUGUCUCAAUGACAAUUAACACUUGAUGGUUAUUUAAAACAUCAUAGGAUGAUUGCAAAACUGCAUUGAGACGCACAAAGAGUAGCAGACGACGACGCCAUAAAAUACUUCCUCCUUGAAUUUGUUUUGGUGUGAAAACCUGACCACUUGUGAGGAUAACCACUUAAAACUUUUUUAAUGUUGCUGAUUAUUAUAUUAUUUUUCUCUGCAGAAGCUAAUUGACAUGAAAAUGUACGACAAGCAAUUGUAUGCAAACGUCGAGGAUUUAACGGUGUAG